CCUCCCUCUUUCAUAAGCCUUCUCCUUGUCUCCAUAAGUUCAGUCAGACAGGACCUCUCACCUGGACUCUAUCGGUUUAUUUGGUAUAGAUAGCAGGACUGUUCUGUGGUCAUGAUUCAGGUUUCUUCGCCCGUGUUUGUGCUGCUACUGUUUGUGGCUGUAGCUGCGAUGAGGGCCAACUCUGGAGACAAUCUUUUAAGAAAAAGAAGAGAAUGGAUUCUCCCUCCAAAGCUUUUGAAGGAAAAUGUAGACUACUCUGGUCAAUUAUUUAUUGCCAAGAUUCGAUCAGAUUUUGAGGCUAAUGAAACUAUUCGGUACUCCCUGGAAGGCAUUGGUGCAAAUCAAAAACCCUUUGACUUAUUUGUAGUAAACCCUGAAAAUGGAUUCAUCCGUCUCACCCAAAAGCUUGACAGGGAGAAAAUUGACACAUACAAUCUGUCAGGUGUUGCAACAAACAAUAAGGGCCAAGUUGUAGAGAGAAAUAUUGCCAUACGAAUCAAGGUUGUCGACGAAAAUGACAAUGAUCCAGAGUUUGGUGUAAUCAAGAGCGGGAAGGUGGAUGAGCACAGUUCUGCGGGGACUUCAGUUAUGAAAAUCACUGCAACUGAUGCUGAUGAACCAGGGCUUGAGAACUCUCAGAUAGCUUAUAGCAUUAUAGCUCAGGAUCCAUCCGAUGACAUGUUCUAUAUGACCGAUGAUGGGACCAUCUACGUCAACAGGCCUUUCCUGGACAGGGAGACAGUGGAUCACUACACUCUGAGUGUGAAAGGUCAGGACCUUAAUGGCAAACAAGGGGGAAGGAGUGGAACAGGCACUGUUACCAUUAAUGUAGUUGACGUCAAUGACAACCUUCCGACCCUUGAAAAAGUGGAGUACGAGGGCAGCAUCAAUGAGAAUGAACACGGUGUGGAGGUGAUGAGAAUCAAAGCAGAGGACCUGGACCAGGAAGGCACAGACAACUGGAAAGCUGUGUUUGAAAUCAUCAAAGGCAAUGAGGCUGGGUACUUCAGCAUUAGAACAGAUCCAAACACCAACGAAGGCAUCCUAAUGCUCGACAAGGCUGUGAAUUAUGAGGAUGUGAAGGACCUUGACCUGGGACUUAUUGUUAGAAACAAUGCUUCAUUUUUUGAUGGAUCGGCGGGAAAUGCUGGAGUUGGUAUAAAUUUCGGUGGUGGAGCAGGUGGAGGAGGUGGAGCAGGUGGAGGAGGGGGGGGGGGAGGAGCAGGGGGUGCAGGGGCGACAGGAGGAUCAUCUGGUGCAAGUGGAAGUGGUGCAGGAGGUGGGUCUGGAGGAUCAUCAUGGCAAAGUGGGACCAAAUAUAAAACUUAUCCAAUCAAAAUCAAUGUGAAGAAUCAGCCUGAGGGGCCAAGUUUCGACCCUAAAGUGAAAUCAAUUCCCAUCUCAGAAGGAGGUCACUCCAUAAAUAUUAAUGAUGUUAUUGCCCACUAUCCUGCAAUAGAUGGAGACACUAGGGAACCAGCUGAGAAUGUCAGGUAUGCCAAAGGCUCAGACCCUGACAACUGGCUAACCAUCGACCCAAAGACAGCUGAAAUCAAACUGAACAAGAUGCCUGACAGAGAAUCUCCAUUCUUGGUCAAUGGGACAUACAUCGCUCAAGUACUCUGCAUUACAGAAGACAUGCCCAGCACAACAGCAACUGGCACUGUAGCCAUCCAGGUUCAAGAUUUAAAUGACCACUGCCCCAUCGUGACCAGUAACAUGCAGACCAUGUGUACCACGGAUUAUGCUGUUAUUGUGAAUGCUCAAGAUGAGGACACAUACCCUAACGGACCUCCUUUUGACUUCUUCAUUGUUCCGGAAGGCACUAAGGGCAAAUGGAAGGUGGAGCAUCUCAAUGAUACUGCUGCUAUCCUUAGGGUCCAGGAGUCCUUGUGGCCUGGUUUCUAUGAAGUGGAACUUGUUAUAAGGGAUGAGCAGGGUGAGGCCUGUCCAGAACCACAAAAAGUGAAGGUCAGAGUUUGUACCUGUGAGGAUGGAGUGGUGUGUGGGAAAAAAGGCGGCAAUGCUGACCCCAGCAAAGGAGCAGAAUUGGGGCCUGCCGGCAUCGGACUGCUAUUCCUAGGCCUGCUGCUGUUAGCGUUCAUUCUUCUGUUGCUGCUGUUCUGCCAAUGCGGGCAGGCUGCAGGUUUGUCAGGGGGCUUUGCUGAGAUGCCCUUCGACACCAAAUCACACCUCAUUAACUAUCGCACUGAGGGCCCGGGAGUGAACACGGAGGUUCCACUGGUGAACAAGCCAUCACAAAUAGAUGGAAAUAUGGUCAACAGGGGUAUAGGAGUUGCCAGCAAAACAAUGGCGCCCAUGGAAAGUUUUUAUUAUCCGAUAUCAGUCGCUUCCAUGGAUGGUAUGAACAGGGUCAUUCAUCAAAGAGAAACCUGGGGGAUGAUGAACCCGCCAAGUGGUGGUGGCUUCUACCCUGAGAUUGAAGACAAAGAAUUAGGAGGAGGUGGAGGAAUUUACGAUGGUAUGGCUCUGCCAGACCACAUCCUGGGACAGUACUACACUCGGAAGUUGACUCAUGGAAAUGAGAACCUUGAAGUGAAGGACAGUCUGUUGGUUUAUGACUAUGAGGGCCAGGGUUCCUCUGCUGGCUCAGUGGGAUGCUGCAGCCUCCUGGAGUCUGACAAUGACACACAAUUCCUUGAUGACCUUGGACCAAAGUUUAAAACCCUGGCUAAGGUGUGCAGAGGCAAGCCGAUCCCAACUGAAAUAAAACAAGUGUUCACUCCUCUGCCUAAUGCCUCCAUCAAUACUCAGUCCUCAGUAUCAGGUUUGGUGAGUACACCGCAGCUUCCCCCUCCAACCCAGCUGCAGUCGACUGUCUCCAACAUGCAAGAGACUGUGGUCAGGGAUACAUCUGAGCGUUAUAAUAUGGUGAAAGAACGCAUGGCCACAGAGAAAGGAGAGAUGGUAAAUCAAGGCCAGAUGCUCUUGCUACAACAGCAGCAGCCUGUGUACUACGCCACCAAACCUGUGCUGCAGCCAAUGCACUACAUCAUCCAGCCACAGGUUCAGAACACCAUGCUGCUGGCUGAGUCAGCAGCCACCAACCUGCAGGGCAUGGUACUGAUUAAUGGCACCCAGACUGGACCUGCCCCAGGCAUGGUCGUUCAGGGCCAGGCAGUGAUGUCUAGUGGACAAUACCAGGGCCCCAGCAUGGUGCUGGUACAAAAGAGCGGCCUUCAGGGGGGCAAUUCCAACCUGAUCCACACUGGUAACCUUGCUGACUCCCAGACCUUAAUGGUAGUUGAGGACAAGGUCCCUGCUGGGAAAAUGAAAGUGCUGAAAGGGAGCCAGACCUGCCUCGUGCAGAGAGGCACUCUACAACCAAGAGGGUCUUCCGGAUCUCAGAGAGUCCUGGUGAUUGGAGAACCAACAAGCAGUGAAGGGCAGGUGGUCCAGGAGGCAGUAGGACUGUCCAAAAAGUUUGAUUCUCAGGGAUUCCUUUACAGCACAUCUACUGGCUCUCAAGGCAGUGUGGUGGGUUCUUUUACCACCAUGGGGAGCUCAACCCCCACCUACCGCAAUGUGGUGAUGCAGGAACCCAGAGAAAUUCACUGAAGUGUGAUGUGAGAAAUGACAUCCUUUAAUGAAGUUCCAACUUCUGGAAGGCAGUGUCUCAAGAAUUUUUAUGUGCAGUGCUUUACAUGUUUGUCAGCAUAUUGGUGGAGGGUGUGGUACAGCAGCUUAUCUAGGAAUGAAGCAAUAUGUUCAAUCAGUUUAUGGUAUAUUGACAAUUGCACAUAAAAAACUCUGCUUUGAUUGAUCAAUCAGUCAUGCAAAAUGUAUUUGUAUAGCCCACAUUCACAAAUCACAAUUUGCCUCAUAGGUAAUAACAUAACAGUCAUUGUACAUUGUGCAACAUCCUCUGUCCUUAAAUCUCGACUCGAGUGAGAUUUUUCCAUUGUGAUGCAGUGACUAUCUGGUUCACACUCCAAUAUGGUAAGUAGUUAUUAAAGUAGAAUUAAUAAUUAUAACUAUGUUCAGAGCAAAACUAGAUCAGUGGAGACACUUUGCAGAAACGGUUGAUUAUGGCACGCAGCUCUCUCUCUCUCUCUCUCUCUCUCUCUUUUCAUUGACUUACCUUGACUUAUUUGUUUGGAGUUAGGACCGAAGCUCCGCAUAGGCACAAAUGCACGCAUGAACACGCACGCACGCACGCACACACGCACACACACUCACAGAUAAUAUAUAUUAUUAUAUGUGGGAAAUGCAGAUGUCAAACUACUGUUUGUAAUUACAUUUGUGUUGUGUUGUUACCCUUUGGAACGGCUUUGUGUUGGACGAAACGUUUCUUUACCAGCCAGUAUGGUGGUGCCAUGUCUUUUGAUGGAGUUAAAGUUAAAAUGGCAUUCACUAGUUAACAUUUUACAAAUCACCUGUCUUGUGUCGGAUCUAAUCAGUUUUAUUUGUGUAGCGCCAAAUCACAACAUGCAUUGUCUUUAAAUAGCACUUUACAUAGUGAUAUAAUAGAGAGAGUGAGAGAGAUGCUCAUGAUGGGAGUUCCAGUCUAGGCCUAUAGCAGCAUAACUAAGAGAUGGUUCAGUAAACACCUGAGCAGCUCUAACUGCUUUAAGUCUAACCUUCAAUGUGGAGAGGGUGUCUGCCUCCCUGACACAAACUGGGAGCUGGCUCCAGAGGAGAGGAGCCUGGUGGCUAAAAGCUUUGCCUCCCAUUCUAUUUUUACACACUCUGUAAACACAAGAUGGGCAGAGUGAUCUAUUUUGAAAAGAAUAAAAAAAAAUUCUACACUGUGUAGAUGAUCAUGGUUAAAAAUUGUAAAAUAGAUUUUGAUUUAUGACUGUGUAGACAGUUGUUUAUGUACUGGAAUGCAUUUGACAUAAUGUGAUAAUGUUUGUCUCAGGGAUGAUGGAAAACUUUCAUCUCGCUUGCUUCCCUUAAUAAAAUGUUCUGUAUGAAA
Molecule: messenger RNA, 4939 nt
Organism: Scophthalmus maximus (turbot)
Lineage: Eukaryota; Metazoa; Chordata; Actinopteri; Pleuronectiformes; Scophthalmidae
Product: desmoglein-2
Exons: 14
Coding region: 112-3579 (1155 amino acids)
Biological process (GO): homophilic cell-cell adhesion
Cellular component (GO): plasma membrane; desmosome
Molecular function (GO): calcium ion binding
Source: RefSeq, a predicted model, not a curated record